AUGCGUGAGAUUAUUCACCUCCAAACCGGCCAAUGUGGCAAUCAAGUUGGAUCGGCCUUUUGGCAGACCAUCUCCGGGGAACACGGUCUCGACGGAGACGGAGUGUACCAUGGCGAUUCGGACUUGCAGCUGGAGCGGAUGAACGUGUAUUUCAACGAGGCCGGUAACAUGAAAUUCGUCCCGCGCGCGGUCCUCGUCGACUUGGAACCCGGCACGAUGGAUGCCAUCCGCUCCAGCCCUAACGGCGGCCUCUUCCGACCGGAUAACUUCAUCUUCGGUCAGUCGGGCGCCGGCAACAACUGGGCGAAAGGCCACUAUACCGAAGGAGCGGAAUUGGUGGACCAGGUGGUGGACGUCGUCCGUCGCGAAGCCGAGGGCUGCGAUUCUCUGCAGGGCUUUCAAAUCACGCACUCGCUCGGCGGUGGAACGGGCGCCGGCAUGGGAACGCUGCUCAUCUCCAAGAUCCGCGAGGAGUUCCCGGACCGCAUGAUGGCCACCUUCUCCGUCAUGCCGUCGCCCAAAGUGUCGGAUACGGUGGUGGAGCCCUACAACGCGACCCUCUCGGUGCACCAGCUAGUGGAGCAUGCCGACGAGACCUUCUGUAUCGAUAACGAGGCGCUCUACGAUAUCUGCACGCGCACCUUGAAGCUGUCGUCGCCCGCGUACGGCGACCUCAAUCAUCUGAUCUCGACGGUCAUGUCGGGCAUCACGGUUAGCCUGCGAUUCCCCGGCCAGUUGAAUUCUGAUCUGCGGAAACUGGCCGUGAACAUGAUUCCUUUCCCGCGUCUGCAUUUCUUUAUGGUGGGCUUUGCCCCGUUGACUAGCCGAGGGUCCCACUCCUUCCGCGCGGUAACGGUGCCCCAAUUGACCCAGCAGAUGUUCGAUACUAAGAACAUGAUGACCGCUUGUGAUUAUCACAACGGCCGCUUCUUGACCUGCUCCGCUCUCUUCCGCGGCAAGGUGUCGAUGAAAGAAGUGGAGGAUCAGAUGCGCAACGUGCAGAGUCGCAACUCGGCCUACUUUGUCGAGUGGAUCCCCAACAACGUGCAAACGGCGCUCUGCUCGGUGCCCCCGCGCGGACUGAAAAUGUCGGCGACCUUCGUGGGCAAUUCCACCUCCAUCCAGGAGCUGUUCCGGCGGGUCGGGGCGCAGUUCACGGCCAUGUUCCGUCGCAAGGCGUUCUUGCACUGGUACACGGGCGAGGGCAUGGACGAGAUGGAGUUCACCGAGGCGGAAAGCAACAUGAACGAUCUCAUGUCGGAAUACCAACAAUACCAAGAGGCCAGCAUCUCAGAUGGAGAGGACCAGUACGUGGAGGAGGCAUUCGAGGGCGAGGAGUAG
This is a messenger RNA of Aspergillus affinis, 1341 nucleotides long. RefSeq names its product beta-tubulin family protein. The transcript has 8 exons. Gene Ontology annotation, biological process: mitotic cell cycle; microtubule cytoskeleton organization. Lineage: Eukaryota; Fungi; Ascomycota; Eurotiomycetes; Eurotiales; Aspergillaceae. Gene Ontology annotation, cellular component: microtubule; cytoplasm. Bases 1 to 1341 code for a protein of 446 amino acids. Gene Ontology annotation, molecular function: GTP binding; structural constituent of cytoskeleton; GTPase activity. The record is from RefSeq and is a predicted model, not a curated record.